AUAAGCAUUCCGUUUUCGUGUUCUUCCAUAUUUGAGAUUUCUAAGAAUAAUCUUUUCGUUAUUCUCUUGAUUUUUUCUAUAUACCUUCAAUUCCUACCAUUCUAGAUGAUAUAUAUUUUCUUUCAACUCCAACUUCAUAUCUGAUAAUAAAAAGUCCACAAAUUUCUUCUAAGAUAUGAAAAAAAAUACACAACAGUAAACUAGGAUGACUUGAUAAAAAAGUACAUAUUAACUCAUUAUCGGUAAUGACAUAAUGAGCAAAUAUCAUAAAGAUGAAUUAAUUAUUUUAGAAACCUCAACUUAUUUAAAAAAAAUGAAGAGAUUUAUCAAAAUAAAAUAAAAUUCAUCCGACCAAUGAAUCAGGUUAAUAUUUUAAAUAUAAUUAUAAAUUAACCAAUAUUAAUGAUAAAGCGAAACUCAUUCGGCAAGGGCCGAGUAAAAACUAGUCUAAUUAUAGAUGUGAACAAGCAUGAUCCAUUACAUUUGAUCUAUUUAAUACGAUAAGAUAUAAAAUUAUCGAAUAAUAAGUUAGCAAAAUCACCCUGUAAAUUGGAAGAGAAAUUUUACAAUGCUAUAUAGUAUUGGUACUAUAGGUUUUUGUCUUUGUGGUACAAUUUAAAAUUGUACAUUUACGUUAUGGUACAACUUUAGAUUGUACCUAUACUUUUUGUACAAAUUCUUUUAUGGUACAACUUGACCUUGUACCUUUAUGUGAUGGUACAACUUCAAGUUGUAAAGUUGUACCAUAACAUAAUGGUACAAAUUGUUUUAUGGUACAACCUAAACUUGUACAUUUAAUGUUAUGGUACAACUUUGAGUUGUACAUUAAAGCACCAAUGCUAUAUAGCAUAGUAGAAGUGCUCAAAUUGGAAUGGCAUCGUAGGUCCGGUUGGACUGAGGAUUGGGCUUCUGCUGCCUGAGUUGGAUCUUUCAAGCGUCAUACAUUUGUCAUGAAUCUUAAUGGGCCUACAAUUUAUGGAGCGAGCCCAAUUUAUGUUUACGACCAAUCUGGACUGGACACUUCUUCGUCUUCAAGCCGUUAAUCUCUCCCGGCGAACUCCGGCCGGCUCAAUUCCUGACGUCCUCACUCGUCUCCUUCCUUCUCUUGGGAAGGCAAAACAUUUUGUUUUGGGGAUAAUAUAUAGCAUCCAUUCGUCACAGAAUGACUAUCCCUUGCUUCAAGGUGGAGAAAACGCAAGUUUAGCGCCAACAGCAGCACAAAGUUCGCCAGUUGCAUUUGCUCAAUUUAAAGCCACCAAAGCCCUUAAUUUUGGUUAUCUGGGUUCUCUCCAUUCAGCCGGGUAAUUGCUAAUUCCUUCCAUUUCCGUCUUCCUCUUGUCAUCUGGGUUCUCAAUCGAGUGUGCUCGACGGCUGCAGCUUUUCCGAAAUAGUUAACUGGUGCAAAAGGGUAUUUUGCUCUUGGUUUUGCUCUUCGGGGUAGAAGGAAACAUAUUUUGUUGCUUUUCCGAUCGUUAGGCAGCUUCCUGAACUGGGUGGCUUCCUGAUAUUUGGAAUUCGUCGUCUUGUCUUUACACUCACAGUUUUGCUUCGUUGCUGUGCUUCCAAGAUACUCGAAAUUUUUGGGUUGUUAUGUAUGUUCUCAUCACAGUAGGUUUCCUCCUAAUGGCUAUUGGUGCUGUAGAUUUCCUAUGCGUGUUCCUUUUGUUUGUCUGUCUCGUCCAUGCAUUCCCUCAGAUCUUAGCAGUCGAUUCAGUAUGGUUGCAGAUUUGAAGGGAGGAGGAAUUCUGUGGUGUUGGGGAAAUUCAGCUGCUCGAGAGAGAAGUCACACAAACUGGUGUUUGCAAUUUAGGAGAGCAAGAUGUCUAUUAGACAAAACAACACCCUUUUUCUUGAACAAUGGCUGAGCAGCAUCAGUGGCAAUGUGAGCACAAGCCAAUCUUCUUCUUCAUUGUCCUCCCGCGCCAUCGUUCAAACAUGGGCUGAGAUCAGAGAUUGCCUUCAAAGCCAAGCACUCCAACCCCGUCACCUCCAGUCCAUGAAUCUUCUUCUAGAUUAUCAAGUAUCCCUUUAUGUUGCUGAUACCCAAGCAAAGCUUCUGCUCUCCAUUCUAUCUUCUGAGAAAAUCGCUCUUCCUAAUGAAGCAUAUACACCUUUGCUUCGGCUGCUCUAUGUCUGGGUUAGGAAGUCCUCAAGACCAUCUCCAUCGCUAAUGGAUUCAGCUGCAGAUGUCCUCUUGAAAUUCUUAGAUACCGAGUAUGGACAAAUUAAGAACCCCAUAUUAUUUGCAAAUACGGUACUCCUGCUUGCCGCUAUUUCUUAUGUGCCUUCUGCAUCAGAACGAUCCAAAACAGUCUGCCUGGAUUUGGUUUGCAGAUUGUUGGAGCAAGACUAUAUGCUGAUCAGCUCAUUUGGAGCACUUCUUCUUAGCCAUGUUCUUGCUGGGAUAGGGUAUGCUUUGCGUUCUUCGGGGAAUGCCCACUUUGUUAGGAUAUUGGAUUCAUUGCUGGGGAUUUGGGGUAAGGAAGAUGGACCGCCUUGUAGUUUACCAAACGGACUCAUGAUUUUGCAUUUGGUAGAAUGGGUGAUACCUGGAAUGAUGAAGUUAAAUUCUCAGGAUAAGUUGCUAACAUUUACCAUACAGGCUUUGGAAAUUCCAAAACUGGAUUAUCCACCAUUUGGCCUCGUUAUGGCUGCAGGUGGUGUUCUGAGAGCUUUGAAUAGAUCUAUUACAAGUGUUGAAAGGCUGGAUUUGGUUUCCAGAUUGAGGGUUUCUUCAGAAAAUUUACUAAGAUCCACUGCUCAAAAUUUAAUUAAGAAAAUGGGAGGGUUUAUUUCUGUGGUCAAUGAUGGCUCAACCGGUCUUCUAUUGCAGUGUAUUUCCUUAGCUGUAGCUCGAGCUGGUCCCAUAUCUUCCCAUGCUUCUCUCUUAAUAUCCAUGGCUGCAGCAUUAUUAACAGAGAUAGUACCUCUGCGUCGUUUGUAUACAAGAAUUCUCGGUUCUUCAGUCAGUUCCCAAGGACCGGAGUUCGAUGAAGCAAAAGAACAUCUCAACAGUGUUCCUUUCAAGGAAGCAGGAAGCAUAACUGCUUGCUUCUGCAAUCAGUAUGUGUCAGCAGAUGAAGAGAGCCGGAAUGUAGUUGAGAAUGCCUUUUGGCGCUUCUGCCAAGAGAUAUAUUCUGGCCAUCGACUAUUGGCUUUAUUGCUGCAUGAUAGGGAGGAUCAGCUGCUAUCAAAUAUUGAAAAAAUGGCUGAGUCAGCCUUCCUUAUGGUAGUUGUUUUUGCCUCCACUGUUAGCAAGCACAAGUUGAGUUCAGGCUUGGCCCCUGAAAUACGGAUGCAAACCUCGGUAUCAAUUUUAGUUUCAUUCUCUUGCAUGGAAUACUUCCGUCGUAUUCGUUUGCCUGAGUAUAUGGACACGAUACGAGGAGUUGUUGUUAGUGUACAGGAGAAUGAGACUGCAUGCACCACUUUUGUGGAGUCCUUGCCUCCCUAUGCUGAUCUCACAAACGCUAAAGAAUUCCCACACCUUGUGAAGUAUACUUGGCUGAACGAUGAAGUCCAGACUUCCCGAAUUCUGUUUUAUCUGCGUGUCAUUCCAACAUGCAUCGAGCGCCUAUCUGCACCUCUAUUCAGUGAGGUGGUGACACCAACUAUGUUCUUAUAUAUGGAACAUCCGAAUGAGAAAGUAUCUCGAGCCUCACAUUCCAUGUUUGUGGCAUUCAUAUCUCUGGGAAAGGAAGCAGAUGUUGAUGAAACAGCACCACUGAAGGAGCAACUUGCUUUCUACUACAUCCUGAAAUCGUUAUCGGGAUAUCCUGAGUUUACGCCAUUUGACGGCAUGGCAUCUGGAUUUGCACAUUUGAUUCAACACCUUCCUGCUGGAAGCCCGGCCACAUUCUACUGCAUCCAUAACCUAGUGGAGAAAGCCCAGAAUCUCUGUUCUAAAGUCUCAGUGCAGAAUGCUGAUCUAUGGAAGAACUGGCAGGGAGAGUUGGAGCCUUGCAAAAAGCUUCUCGAUUUGCUUUUACGAUUCAUUUCCCUCGUUGAUAUUCAAGUGCUACCUGACUUGAUGAAGCUACUUGCUCAGCUGAUCAUCCAGCUACCCAAAGAUGGCCAGAAUGUGGUUCUUAACGAGUUAUAUGAACAUGUAGCUGAAUCUGAUGAUGUCAUCCGCAAGCCUUCACUGGUGUCGUGGCUACAGUCACUAUCUUACCUAUGCUCUAAAGAUUUUGAUAAUACCAGUAGAAGUGCAGCCUCCGAGAACAAGAUUGUCUAUCGAGAAGGUUCUGCUGCGCCUCUCACGAACCCUUCACAGGGAGCCGAAGGAUUAAGUUCCCGAUUAUGAGGACAGAGCACUCCAUGUCUCUGAAAAAGUACUGUAUGUGUCCCAUUGACCUCAUGGAAUGCCUUCCUGCAGUUAUUUAGGAUCUUGGUUCUGUGUAAUGUGUAUAGGAAAAUCCAGUCAUGGUAGGUAAAAGACUUACUGCAGGCAAAUGGUAGAUAGAUAAAAGGAAAUAGAAGAUGAAACAUUAAAGCUGUGAAACCUUGACUACUGCUUGAAUAAUGGGCAACCCUGUCUGCGGGAAUGCUCUGCCGAUCAGCCACACCAAGACCGGACCAAGUGCACCGACGAGAAAGAACAGUGAAUCAAUUAUCUCUGUAUAAAACGGGUAUUCAAGCAUGUCUUCUUCAGCAUCUUGUCCUGUCAAGGUCGAUGCAGCAUCCACUUCUUCACUGGCUUUCAAGUUUCAUCAACUUCUCCAACUGCCCUUUCGGAGUCCAACUUCGCCAUAAGCAUCCUCAGUCCAGGUUCCGAAUGAACACCUUGUCCAACAGCAUCUUGGCGUCCCAAAUGAACACCCCUUACAAAACACCAACACACUGCAUCCCUAAUCCACAAUAGCCUCAUAAAGCAACGCUCCAGCACGAAACACCUUACCCAGUGAUUAGCAUUAUCCUUAAGCAUUUUAGUUAACAUUUUGAUCAACAUUAUCCUUAAGCACUAUUGUUAACAUUGAACCAGCUAAUAUCAUUGAUAAAAUAAUUAGUAUUGUAUUCAUAAUUAUUAACACAGAUGUCUGGGUGGUGUAGUUGGUUAUCACGUUAGUCUCACACACUAAAGGUCCCCAGUUCGAACCUGGGCUCAGACAUUUUUAAUAUGGUUUAAUUUUUGUCUUGAAAAAAAAAUCAAACAAAAAUGAACCUGACGUGAAUCGAACACGCAACCUUCUGAUCUGGAGUCAGACGCGCUACCAUUGCGCCACAGAUCCUUCUCUAUUUAGAUGCUCUAUUAGAUAUUUAUAAUGUUUGUAAGUACUAGCUCCUCUCCUACUCAUCCGUCCUUUUGUUCCUCUUGGCGGCCAUUUCCUCAUAGCUGAUUCCUUUCUCUUCAAUCUUCAACUCAACAGGUUUAUCUUUCAUUGGAGUUUUUGUUUUUAAUAUAAAAUUUACAAUUUA
Linum trigynum is the source of this 5418-nucleotide messenger RNA. NCBI's taxonomy places the organism in Eukaryota, Viridiplantae, Streptophyta, Magnoliopsida, Malpighiales, Linaceae. The record is from the annotation of a GenBank genome assembly.